AUGUUCCGGGUGUCAAGUUUUUAUCAAGUUUUCUCAUUUUGUGAUGAAAAACUUUUACUCACUGUAUUCCAUUCAGUAAUCCUACUCGCAUGCCUCAUAUGGGGUGAGUCGCUGAACUACUACCACUCAAGGCUGUUCUGGAAUGUUGCUGAGCCGGAAUUUGAGGAUGCAAGAUCUCUGGGAAUUCUAAUCGUUGCGGAUCCCCAGCUGGUUGGAUUCAGGAACGAGAACCAUAUGAUGGGGCCGUUAACGAGAUGGGAUUGCGAUCGAUUCCUCUCAAAAGGAUUCUCCCAUGUCGUCUCAGCCACAAACCCUGAUUUGAUCAUUUUUCUUGGCGAUCUAUUUGAUGAAGGUGUUGAGGCCAGCGAUACGGAGAUAGACUGGACAGUCGACAGAUUCAAAGCCAUAUUUGACACGAAGAUCCCUGUGGGNCCUACUCCUUCCUUUUCCUAUUGA
This is a messenger RNA of Haemonchus placei, 456 nucleotides long. The record is from the annotation of a GenBank genome assembly. Lineage: Eukaryota; Metazoa; Nematoda; Chromadorea; Rhabditida; Trichostrongylidae.